Molecule: messenger RNA, 1104 nt
Organism: Drosophila ficusphila
Lineage: Eukaryota; Metazoa; Arthropoda; Insecta; Diptera; Drosophilidae
Gene: MED30
Product: mediator of RNA polymerase II transcription subunit 30
Exons: 1
Coding region: 89-1051 (320 amino acids)
Biological process (GO): positive regulation of DNA-templated transcription
Cellular component (GO): mediator complex
Molecular function (GO): transcription coregulator activity
Source: RefSeq, a predicted model, not a curated record
UUUGCUUUAAUAGGCUUUUCAAGUUUUCCAGCACCGUUUUGUUCUUACGCUUGCGGAAAUUUUUGUUUGUUUUUGAUACAAUUGCAAAAUGUGGAAAUACGGACAAAACCAAGGCAACCAGGGUCCUGCUGGCGCCGGCGGAGGAGGUGGUGGCCCCAACAUGAUGCCAAUGGGAGGAUUCGGCAUGCAGCACGGCAACAUGCAGCAGAUGCACAUGUCGCCGCAACAUCAGCAACAGCAGCAACAACAAAUGGGAAUGAUGGGUGGACCCGGUGGAAUGCAGAUGAAUCCGCAAGGACCUGGAGGUCCCGGUGGCCUGAUGCCCGGCAUGUCGCCGCAACAUCCUAUGCAACAGCAGCAGCAGCAGAUGAUGCAGCAGCAAAUGAUGGUACCCCAGCAAGGAGUAGGUGUUGGAGUCGGAGUGGGCGUGGGAAUGGGCGGCGGCGUGGGCAUGGGAGGAGGGGGAGUGGUGCCCCAACAGCAGCAACCGCAGCAGAACAUGCCGCAGCAGAACAUUCCACAACAGCAGCAGCAAUUAAAUCCUGGCGGUGGAAUUCCUCCUGGUGGCGCCGGUGGCAACAACAAUAUGCUGGCUAUUUCCCAGCAAAAUCCCCACAAGGAGAUCAACAUUGUUCAGCUCUCGCGGUUGGGUCAGGAAACCGUGCAGGACAUCGCCUCGCGCUUCCAGGAGGUCUUCGCCUCUUUGAAGAACAUCCAGCCGACCUCCCAUAGAGACAAUAACACGGAGAAAAAGGUCCAGGAAUAUUUCCGCACCAUCAGGCUACUUUUUAAAAGAGUCCGAAUCAUCUACGAAAAGUGCAACGACGCUGGUAUGGAUUACAUGAGUGCGGAGAGCCUGAUUCCCUAUCGGGAUGAGCCGGAACCGAGAAUCGAGCCCUCGCAGUGCGAUGAAUACCGAAAGGUCCUCCAGGAGAAUCAUGAGCUUAUAGAGACUGUGAAGCUUAAGAAUCGGCAGCUGCGCGAGAUCAUCGACAGGACACGGAUCAUUAUCUGGGAGAUCAACACAAUGCUGGCCAUGCGGCGAUCCUAGGUUAAUAAAUUAUAGAUAUGUUAUAAAUAAAAGAAACAUUGCCAACGAGAAAA